UGGACAAGGUAUUUAAAUAACCUUUGCUUUUCAGCAAACUGGAACCCUUGCCUGGCUGUGGAAACGAAACCAAGAGCUAAGAUUUUUUUCUUCUCCAAGUUGGCACCUACAUAUAGCUAGCUAGAGCCCGGUGAUUUUUUUCUCCCACUUUGGACAUCCACGGAUGGUGAACUGUUCUGUGGAGCUAUUAUUAAAUAGUCAUUGCUUUGGUUGUCAGAGAGGAUACAAUACAUUUUUUGAUUUGCCAGAAUUGAACAUGCUAAAUACCGAAGAAAGUACCUCGUUAAUGGGCUCCAAGCUCCAGUGCUCCAGACACAGCGCCCCAGGGCCUCUGUGGUGCUCCGAUGUCCCUCACCCACAACUGAAGAUCCCGGGUGGGCGAGGGAUUGGCAGGGAUCACUCUCUCAACGUACUGCUACACAAGGACAACAGGCUGACGGUGACACAGAGCGCACCUGUGAACGGCACGCCCCCUGUCCUGCACUUCCAGUACCAGCUGAGUGAGCGCCGCACGGCCUGCUGGGAGACGGUGUUCUCCUCCAACAGCCUCUUCUUGGAGAUCCCAGAGGGCUCACUCCCAGAGGGCAGCAAAGAGAGCCUCACCAGUCUGCUGGAGUUUGCUGAAGAGAAGCUGAAAGCCAGCUACAUCUUCUUGUGGUUCAAGAAAAGCAGAGACGAUCGAUUGUCCAUUACAAAAACUUUCCACUACAUGGGCUUUGAGAUUGUGAAGCCAGGCCAUCCCCUGGUACCUGCCCGGGCAGACCACCUGUUCAUGGUCUACUCUCUGGAUCACACAAGCUCCGAUGAAGAAUGACGAGCCCCUCUUGGUCCACCCUAGUCCCUUCUUUCGCUGCUGCCUUCGCCUAGCCUGCCACUGUGCUAAUAGAAGUAGCUCAAGGCUAAUCUCUGCGGGACAUUUAAACUCUACCCUCCUGGAUGACUGGAGGGGACUGGGGACUUGGACUGAUAAUCCCACUGGUUGUUCUCCAUCCUACCAUGCGUCUUGGGAGUCCUCGACUCUUGUUACUAGGUCACUUGGUGCUUAAGUACUUCAUAUCUUUUGAAACCCCCUGCAACUAAUAUCAAGAGGUCUGACUUUCUUUGUAGAUCAUACUUACGAUGUGCAGGCCCCGUCUGAAGAGGGCAGGGGCACUAGCGGGAAGCAUGCAUAGGGGGUGGGUAUUGGGAUUUGCCUGUAUCGGGUGCAUUUUGGUUAAUGAUUGUAAUCCAUGUAAUAUCUCCCCAAUGUUUCUUCUAAGGUAGUAUAUAGUAAUGCAAGAGUAUACUCUUUGUUUUAUUAAGAGUUAUGUUUUCUACACAAGUCAUUCUGUAAUGACACUGUGGUCUUUCAGCUCAGGUUGGUUUUCAUUUAUCAUCUCCUGAGGAAGGGGCCUAUGCCAGGGGCAAAGCUAGCAGUUUCUCCUCCAGUUUGUCACAGAAACUCGUCUCAAUCCCUUCAUUCCAGGUGUCGCAGCUCACUACUGCCUAGUGUAAAGUCCACUUCAUUCCUCAGGGGUGUGGAGGGGAUGUGGAGGAAGGUGUUUGAUGGAAACACUCUGAACUUGCCAGAAGCAGGCAUCGGGCGUAGUUCACCAGAGUUUCAGGGAAAGGGGCAGCUGGGAAAGCGAAUCGGCGGUGAUUUACGAGCUGACGAGCACUUGGAAAAUCCAGCUGGCACUACAAUAGAAAGAUAACUAGCACAGUGUGACUGACGUAAUCUUAUCAAGACCCACUUUAGCGAUGGUCUCCCCAUGUUCAUGUGGCUCGCAACCAAAGCCCUUCGGUAACACAGUGCACCCGUUCGAUUUAACAUUAGAGGUGUGAAUAUUACAAGGGCCUUUUGUGCCUACCAAAGUAUGUAGCCCUGCCCCUCAGUCAUAAGGGAAAACCACACUGGAAAUGGUGAAAGGAUCCUGACAUCCCAAGACCGGUUCCGACAAGCUGAGAGACGCAC
Conger conger (European conger) is the source of this 1954-nucleotide messenger RNA. It is a transcript of the gene oaz2a, whose product is annotated as ornithine decarboxylase antizyme 2a. The record is from RefSeq and is a predicted model, not a curated record. Gene Ontology annotation, molecular function: ornithine decarboxylase inhibitor activity. Gene Ontology annotation, cellular component: nucleus; cytoplasm. NCBI's taxonomy places the organism in Eukaryota, Metazoa, Chordata, Actinopteri, Anguilliformes, Congridae. Gene Ontology annotation, biological process: positive regulation of protein catabolic process.